AUGGCUGGAAUAAUUGGACAUAUGGAUCCUUUAGAUGAGUCCGGUGAUCAGUGGGCAACGUACAUUGAACGUUUUGAGCAUUAUGUCUUGGCUAAUGAGAUCAGGGAUGCAAAAAAAGUACCGGUACUGUUGAGUGUGCUCGGAUCAAAAACUUAUGGACUGCUUCGUAGUUUAGUUGCUCCCGAAAAGCCUGGGGAGAUGGACUAUGACAAUAUUGUGGGAGCGUUGCAGGCUCAUUUCGCUCCAAAGCCACUCGUAAUUGCAGAGAGAUUUCGUUUUCACAAGCGAAACCAGGGAGAAGGAGAGACAGUGGCACAAUAUGUGGCGGUAUUGAAAGGACUUUCAGAACAUUGUGAGUUUGGUGCUUACUUAGAAGACGCACUAAGGGACAGAUUUGUGUGUGGACUUAAAAGUGAAACUGUACAGAAGCGCCUAUUGACAGAGAAAGAUCUCACGUUUCAGAAAGCAGUUGAUUACACGAUAUCGGCUGAAACAGCCGCGCGUGACGUGCAGCAGUUAAGUGGCUCCCUGAAAGUGAACGCGGUGUUUUCUCAAAAAUGCUGGCGUUGCGGGAAAACUAAUCAUAAUGAUGAAAACUGCUGGUACAAGGAUCGUGACUGUCAUCAGUGUGGGAGGAAAGGCCACACGAAGCGCAUGUGCAAAAGCAAAGUAAAGAACGGUCGUGACCGAGAAUGGACACAGAAAGUGGAAAAACCUGAACAGAAAUGUAAUACAAGUAAGCGCAGUGUAAAAAGUAAAAAGAAGAGAAUUUAUCACGUUGAGACAAGAGACGAUGAAAGUGAAAGUGAGGGAAAUAAAUCUGACACUGACUGUGAGUUGGGACUUUAUGCCAUGUCAAAAAAAGGGAAAUAUUCACGAAUCUCAGUGCUGCCUGUUGUAAAUGGCAAGAAAAUGGAGAUGGAAUUGGAUACAGGGGCUGCUGUGUCGUUGAUCCCUUGGGAACAGUACAAAAACACGCUGAGCCAGCUACCACUGCAACCCACUGAUAUAAUGCUCAAGACAUACACUGGAGAGCCGUUGGCACCAGAAGGGGUCAUCAAAGUGCAAGUAAGGUUAAACAAGCAAUGUGCUGAUUUGCCUUUGUAUGUAGUUAAAGUGGAUGCACCCCGCAUUGUUUGGCAGAGAGUGUGGCUGAGAGUAAUUAAACUGAACUGGAAAGAUUUAAAGACUGUGCAUGUAAUGGAGCAAAAAGAGAAAGACAACUUGGAGACGGUGUUAAGACACCACUCCGCUGUUUUCUCUAAUAGUCUAGGCACAAUGAAGGGAAUUAAGGCCACCUUGACUAUUAAACCUAACAGUGUUCCAAAAUUGUGCCCACCACGUAAUGUUCCAUAUGCUCUACGACCACGAGUCGAGGCUGAACUAAAGCGACUGACAGAACUGGGAGUGAUCUCACCCGUGGAGCACAGUGAUUGGGCCACGCCCGUGGUGCCUGUCAGCAAAAAGGAUGGCACAGUAAGGCUCUGUGGAGAUUUCAAGAUCACCAUCAACCCAUCUCUGUGCGUGGAUAAGUAUCCGAUUCCCCGCAUUGAGGAUCUUUUUGCCUCUCUAGCAGGAGGCCAACGCUUUAGUAAGCUAGACUUAUCAAACGCUUAUCUACAGAUGGAGGUAGAAGAGAAGUCUAGGGAGCUGCUGACUAUUUCGACACAGAAAGGGCUAUUCCGUUUUAAUCGUUUACCGUUUGGGGUAGCUUCAUCACCCGCCUUAUUUCAAAAGGCUAUGGACCAAGUGCUUCUCGGACUGCCGUAUACACAUUGCUACCUGGACGACAUACUGAUUAGUGGUCCAGACGAAAUGACACACCUAAAAACUCUGGAUGCAGUCCUGGGCAGGCUAGUGGAACACGGUCUGCAUCUCAAGUCUGAGAAGUGCCUGUUUUUCCAGGAGUCUGUGGAAUACUUAGGUCAUAUCAUUGACGCAGAGGGACUCCACAAAUCACCAGAGAAGGUACGUGCUAUUGUGGAAGCACCUGCACCUGGGGAUGUCAGUCAGCUACGUUCGUUCUUAGGAAUGCUGAACUAUUACGGACGUUUCAUUCCCGAUUUAGCUACUAUCAUGAAACCACUGAAUGAUCUGCUAAAUAAAGGGAAGAAAUGGCAGUGGACGUCAGCCUGUGAGUCAGCGUUCCAGACAUCAAAAGCUUUACUUGUUUCACAGGAAGUAUUGACCCACUACAAUCCUAAACUGCCCCUCCAGCUCGCAUGUGAUGCUUCGCCCUACGGGGUUGGCGCAGUGCUCUCGCACGUCAUGCCCGAUAAUGUGGAGAGACCGAUAGCCUAUGCAUCACGAACGCUCAGCAAAGCGGAACAAAACUAUGUUCAUAUUGAGAAGGAGGCGCUAGCGAUAGUUUUUGGAAUACGAAAGUUUCACCAGUACCUUUAUGGUAACAAGUUUGUUCUAAUCACUGAUCAUCGCCCGUUGACCUCCAUCCUGAGUCCAUCGAAAAGUACACCAUCAAUGGCUGCAGCUCGAAUGCAGCGUUGGGCGCUCCUCCUGGCAGCUCAUGAUUACACCAUUCAAUACCGAAAAGGUGCCUUACAUGCAAAUGCCGACGGGCUGUCACGACUGCCACUCCCCUACACACAUAAAGAGAAGCAAGGCGCAGUAGAGGUAUUUUACACAUCUCAGUUAGAAAACUUACCAGUCAGUAGCACCGAGAUCAAAGGAAACACCUUGGCUGACCCUAUCUUGGCUCGGGUCCUAGAAAUGGUCUCAACUGGUCGUUUUCCAGCUGCUAAGGAUGCAGGUGAAGAGCUGUUGCCCUAUCUGCAGCGCCAGCAUGAGCUCACAACCCAACAGGGAUGCCUCAUGUGGGGUGGGAGAGUUAUCGUACCACCUAAACUGCGCCCUCGAGUUCUGGAAGAGCUCCAUUCAUCACAUCCAGGUGUAGUGAGGAUGAAAAGCCUGGCACGCAGCUAUGUAUGGUGGCCCGGUAUAGACGCUCAAUUGGAACUACAGGUCAAAUCUUGCCACUCCUGUCAAAGCGUACAAAAAGAGCCUGGACUAGCACCUUUACACUCUUGGAUGUGGCCCUCCAGUCCUUGGGAAAGGAUACAUGUGGACUUUGCAGGUCCAUUUGAAGGACAUAUGUACUUGGUCGUGGUGGAUGCACAUUCAAAGUGGCCAGAGGUGCAUAUCAUGAAGAGCACCACGGUCUGUAUGACCAUUCAAGUGCUCAGGGGACUGUUUAGUCGCUAUGGCAUUCCACACAUCCUUGUGAGUGACAAUGGACCGCAGUUCUGUGCGGAAGAAUUCAGUACAUUCCUGAAAAACAAUGGAGUCAAACACAUCCGCUCAGCGCCAUACCAUCCAGCCACCAAUGGCCUGGCCGAACGGUUCGUGCAGACUUUCAAACAUGCUUUAAAGGCAUCCAAAGGCACAGCACAGGUGCGUCAGCGACUUGAGGUGUUUCUAUUAACAUACAGAGACACCCCCCACGCAACAACGAAAGAAACACCGGCAAUGUUGUUUCUUGGACGCAGGCUGCGCUCUCGAUUGGAUUGUUUAAAACCAAGUGUGGCUGGAGCUGUACACAGGUCACAGGAUGCCCAACAACAACGGCGCCAGCAUCACGCUAAAGACAGACAGUUUGAGGUAGGAGAAUCAGUUCUUGUGCGUGAUUAUAGAAAGGGGGAGGAAAAAUGGGCACAAGGUUGUGUGGUGAGAGAAAAGAGUGGACCGGUGUCGUAUAAGGUGAAUGUGGGAUCGCCAGGGGUAUGGAAACGCCAUGUGGACCAGAUGUUGAGACGCCCAGAUACAGAGCCUCAGCAAACUGCAAUGAAUCAUACUGUAAGCCCGCAGGUGUUACUACCUCCGAGUGAUAGUGGCACCACACUGCACUCAAAUACUCCUUUAUUGGAAAAGAAGGAUGUUCAAGUUCCAGAAAUCAAAGAAACAUUAAAAACACACCAGUCCACUGAACCACCAUCUACGGAACAUCCUCAGUUAACCGAGACAGUGAAACGUUAUCCUAUGAGGAUCAAAAGACCACCAGCUCGUUACCGUGAUGAGUGA
Messenger RNA from Cyprinus carpio (common carp), 4035 nucleotides. RefSeq lists its product as uncharacterized. The transcript has a single exon. NCBI's taxonomy places the organism in Eukaryota, Metazoa, Chordata, Actinopteri, Cypriniformes, Cyprinidae. Gene Ontology annotation, molecular function: zinc ion binding; nucleic acid binding. The coding region runs from base 1 to 4035 and encodes 1344 amino acids. Gene Ontology annotation, biological process: DNA integration. The record is from RefSeq and is a predicted model, not a curated record.